This is a messenger RNA of Camelina sativa (false flax), 1861 nucleotides long. NCBI's taxonomy places the organism in Eukaryota, Viridiplantae, Streptophyta, Magnoliopsida, Brassicales, Brassicaceae. The record is from RefSeq and is a predicted model, not a curated record.
GACGAAUCAGCCUAGUUUUGGUUGUUCGAUUGGGCAGUUUCCCGCAAUUUCUCUUUAUUCAUUGUUAGGGCAGUGAGUACAAGAGGGGUUGGAAAUGGAAUAAUGGACAGUGAAGCAAUUGCUUACUCAACGAGUUUUGAUUAAGAAUGAAGCUGUUUGUGCCAUGUAUUUGUUAGCUUGGAGGUAAAUAAGUUCUUGUUUUUUCUAUGUUUCAGUCUCGUUCUUCUUCUAAGUGUCCAUUCAAAUUCAGCGAUUGUCAUAUACUGCGUUUGCGUUUUCUAAUCGCUAACGCCAUGUCACCUUUAUUAGCAACAAAAACAUAUUUUAUUUUGGCUGCAAAUCAGUGAUCACCUUUUUGAUUUGUGGGUAAAGCGAAUCGUCAUUUUCCAUUUAUAAGGAAACUAAAUCGUCCCUCUUCUUUAAGUUUUUUAUACAUCAACAGAGCGGAAAUAGGUACGUUAAUAUAUGUCUUGAACUCUGAAGAUAAAACAUAACUUCCCAAAACAUGAGAGAGCUUUUGGAGCUUAAAGGAGAUAGAGACGAUGCUGAAGAAAAGUGGGUCGAACACUAUUCAUCCAAGCAUCAGAUACUUCUCCUUGGCGAAGGAGAUUUCUCAUUCUCUUGUAGCUUAGCCACUCGCUUCGGCUCUGCUUCCAAUAUCUACGCUUCCUCUCUCGAUUCAUAUGCAGACACUGUGGUUAGAAAGUACAAGAAGGCAAGAUCAAACCUUGAAACUUUGAAGAGACUUGGAGCUUUCCUUUUACAUGGAGUUGAUGCAACCAAACUGCAACUCCAUCCUGAUCUUCAUUUCCGAAGAUUUGAUUGUGUCAUCUUCAACUUCCCGCACACCGGUUUCCACAGAAGAGAGUCUGAUCCCUGUCAAAUACGGAAGCAUAGAGAACUGGUGUUUGGAUUUUUCCAUGGUGCAAGCCGUUUGCUAAGAGCUAAUGGAGAAGUUCAUGUCUCGCACAAGAACAAAGCACCUUUCUGUAACUGGAAUCUUGAGGAACUCGCUAGCAGAUGCUUUCUUGUGUUGAUUCAGUGUGUGGCGUUCCAUAAGAGCAACUACCCUGGUUAUGAGAAUAAGAGAGGCGAUGGGUCCAGAUGUGACCAACCUUUCCCUUUGGGAGAGUGCAGUACUUUCAAAUUCAGAUUCUCUCGUGUCGCUAAGGAGCUUUAUGCAGAGAAGGUGAAAUGGAGAGAAGUGAAAGAACGAGAACCAAAGUGUCACCAAGCUUUUCCAACAACUCGGGCGAUGGAUAACAAACAUGUCCGUGUUGAAGACAGCUCGAUACAUCUUGAACUGCCCAGAUACAGUAAAAGAAUGAAACCUCAUCGUAAAGAACAACUUCUUGAAUACAACCGCUUCAAUAGAGUAUCGUUAGAAAUGCAUAAUGGAAAAUUAGAAAGGAUGGUAACACGGAGGACCGUUCCUCAUCAGUGUCAAGAAUUUGGAGUACAAGCUAGUCAAGAACCGUUCCCCGAACGCUCUCUCCGUUUCAGAGGAGUAUGUCAUGGAAUUCACAAGGGGAGAGUACGAAAAAUGUUGAUACGAAACAGCACUCAGGGAGAAUCACGAAAACGGAAGCAUGAGUAGGCAGAGCAAGCUCAAAAUAUGGUAUGCACGCAGGACGCACCAACAAAGCUGCAUUCUAUAUGAUGCAAUGAUCUCUAUAUGGGAGAUGAUAUUUAAUUUGUUAUAAUUUUGUGUACUUAUCUGGUUUUUUACAUUUUUGGAGAAUAUGUAGUUGAAAGUGAUUGCGAGUCCUGCGCGACUAGUGCAUUGUCUUUAAGGAGAGAAUCCCAUAAACACUCUCAUGUUUUGACUCUCUUGUGAUAUAUCCCAUCUAUCAAAAGACUC